Messenger RNA from Helianthus annuus (common sunflower), 1821 nucleotides. RefSeq names its product TMV resistance protein N. Gene Ontology annotation, biological process: defense response. Bases 35 to 1690 code for a protein of 551 amino acids. The transcript has 3 exons. The record is from RefSeq and is a predicted model, not a curated record. Gene Ontology annotation, molecular function: ADP binding. NCBI's taxonomy places the organism in Eukaryota, Viridiplantae, Streptophyta, Magnoliopsida, Asterales, Asteraceae.
AUCAAAGUUAGAAAUUGGGAAAGGUGGUGUAUGAAUGGUUGGGAUAUGGGGGAUUGGUGGUAGUGGUAAGACUACUCUUGCGUCUUAUAUGUACAAGGAAAUAUCUAAGCAAUUUGAAGGUCACUGCAUUGUUGACAAUGUUAGGGAUGAAUCAAGUAAAAAUGGUUUAACAAGUUUACAAAAUAAGAUUCUAUCAAAUCUUUUGAAAACGCCGGUGGUGGUGCAGAAUGUUAUCGAUGGACGAAACAAGAUAAAAAAUAUGUUAUGUCGUAGUAAUGUGUUAAUGGUUCUUGAUGAUGUCGAUGAUCUUUGCCAAUUAGAGGCGUUAGCUGGAUCACAUAAUUGGUACGGUGAUGGGAGUCGAAUAGUAAUCACGACUAGAGAUGAGAAUUUGCUAACAGCUCACAAGGUAGACGUGGUCUAUCCUAUGAGUUUAUUAUCAGAUGAUGAGGCCAUCCGGCUCUUUAAUAGGCAUGCAUAUCAAGAAAAAAACCAUCUAGAAGAUUAUGAGGCCCUUUCACUACGUGUGGUUUCAUAUGCUGCUGGGCUCCCGUUAGCGCUUAAAAUCCUUGGGUCUUUUCUAUGUGACAAAGACGAGAAUGAAUGGCAAAGUGCCUUGGCCAAGUUAAGAUAUAUCCCAGAUCCUAAGGUCACCGAUAUACUUAAAAUAAGUUAUGAUGGACUUGAAUCUUUCCAGAAAGAGUUAUUCUUAGAUAUUGCAUGCUUCUUCAGGGGCCAUCCAAAAGAUGAGAGAAUGGAGAUCUUUGAUGCUUGUGGUUUUUACUCUGACAUAGGGGUAAAGGUUUUGAUACAAAAGAGUCUCAUAACUAUUUCAGAUGGAAACUUUGAUAUGCACAAUCUGGUACAAGAAAUGGGACACCACAUAGUUAGAGGUAAACAUCCUAACAAUCCUGGAAAACAUAGCAGAGUUUGGCGAGAAGAAGAUAUUGAAGACCUGUGUUCUAGCGAUGCCACAACGGAAAAUAACAACAUCAAGGCGAUAAGAUUCUAUGGUGAAUCACCACGCUUUCCUGAGCUUGUCGCAAACUUGAAGAAACUAAGGUUACUAAUUUGUAAAAGUAUCUUACGGAACAAUUAUGACACGACAGUUUUUGAAGCUCCUACUUUUCUUUCAAAUGAGUUACGCUAUAUUCAUUUAUCCGGUUAUCUUGCAAGUCCGUUGCCAGAAACCUUCCAACCAAAAAAGCUUGUUAUUUUAAGCUUGCAUAAUAGCUUACAUGAAGAAAUUUGGACGGGUAACAAGCGUCUACCAAAAUUGAAACAACUUAACCUCUAUGACGCGAGGAACCUACUCAGCACACCGGACUUUGAUGGAUUCCCAUGUCUUGAAAAGUUGACAAUCAGUGGUUGUCCCAAGUUAGAAGAGAUUCAUCCAUCAAUUGGAAAUCAUACAAGUCUUGUUUACGUUCGCGUGGAUAGUUGUGACAGGCUUAGAACGUUUCCAACCAUCACCCAAUUGAAGAAACUGAAGAUUUUUAAAAUAUUGAGUUGCAAGCAGCUUUUUAUGUUUCCAGAGAUCCAAUCAAACAUGGACAGCUUGGAAGAGUUAUCUUUGAAUGACGUUGGGAUGCUAAUGAUGCCCUCAUCAAUUCAACAACGUUGUACCAACCUUACGUCUCUAGAGUUGAAUGGUUAUGAAUAUCUCAAAAGAAACACUUCCAAAAUAUGAAGGUCAUAGUCCUCUAGAGGUGAUUUCUAUCGAGUAUGUAACAUAAAUGUAAGUGCAAUAAUAUGUCAUUUGUUUCAUUUCCAGAUUAAUAGUGGUUGAUACCUUCUACACUUAGUAAAGCUAUUGCACAU